AGCAGAGAAUUAGCGCAGAAACAAAGAGAGCCACGUUUGAGUUUAACUUCCUGACGCAACGUGUUCAUGACCUCGUUUCAGAAGCAGUUUGUUGAUUUGACUGAACCAUCGCUGGCAUCAUCGUUUCCCACAGGCUGGAAAACUGUGUGAGUUCAUUAAACUGGGAAAAACAAAGUGAACUGGGUCACAUUUAAACUAUUGAUUUAGUUCAUGAGAUGUUUGAACUUAAACAAAACUGGGGGAGUGUUGUGCCAAUCUGCUCAGAUUGGUUGACAGUCAAGCGAUGACUCAGGCUCCAUUUACUACAAAACAGACUCACAUUCGCCUGUAUCUUUACCACAUCUUCAUUUUGUAGUGAAGCAGUGCUCCCUAAAAACUCUCAAAAUGGCUCUCUCACUCUUCACCGUCGGACAAUUAAUUUUCUUAUUUUGGACAAUAAGAAUCAAUGAAGCCAACCCCGACCCCGCAGCCAAAGCUGCCGCAGUCGCCGACCCUGCCGCAGCCGCUGUAGCCCCCGCCGCUGACGCCUUCUCAGCAGCCGCCGACACUGCCUCUGACGCCGCCGCCGCCGCAGCCGCCACCGCCGCUGCCGCCAAAGCCGCCGCCGAAAAAACCGCCCGAGACGCCGCUGCAGCAGCCGCAGCCACCGCCAGAGGUUAAGGAUCGUGGUCGUCUUGAUGUGGGAUCAUGUGAACAUCUGACCAGCGAGAUGUUACCAAUCUGCUGAAUAAACCUGAGAAGCUGUUUGUUGAAAA
Pleuronectes platessa (European plaice) is the source of this 755-nucleotide messenger RNA. Its product is annotated as ice-structuring protein A-like. The transcript is spliced from 2 exons. Gene Ontology annotation, molecular function: ice binding. The record is from RefSeq and is a predicted model, not a curated record. Lineage: Eukaryota; Metazoa; Chordata; Actinopteri; Pleuronectiformes; Pleuronectidae. The coding region runs from base 385 to 660 and encodes 91 amino acids.